Messenger RNA from Chaetomium fimeti, 3330 nucleotides. RefSeq lists its product as uncharacterized. The coding region runs from base 1 to 2895 and encodes 964 amino acids. The record is from RefSeq and is a predicted model, not a curated record. The transcript has 4 exons. Lineage: Eukaryota; Fungi; Ascomycota; Sordariomycetes; Sordariales; Chaetomiaceae.
AUGGAAGCUCUCGCCCUUGCUUCCACCUUCGCCACGCUACUCGGCUUCUCGUUGCAGCUGUACACCAACUGCAAGUACUACAUCGACGCUGCUCGGGGCGAUUGCCCUAACGACCUAAAGCUCAUCCUCAUUGAGACAGGGAGCUUGGAGGCAACCCUGAAGUCGGUCGAGUUAAUCCUCUCCCUUAGCGACAACAAAAAGGAGGACGAGGAACGAUUAAAGCGCCAGAUCGGCAAGACCCUGCUAGACAUCAAGUCAUGCAUGGAGGACUUGCUGAAGCUGGUGCCCAAGCCCAUGCUCAAAGAGGGUGACAGCAAGGCAACGAAAAGGGAGAAGGCCAAGCUUCUCCUCAAUGCCGUCGCCUGGGGUACGAGCGGCAAAAAGGGGACGUGCGACAUCCUGCUCAAGCACCUCAGGGCUCACAAGGCGACUCUUAGCCUGGGACUCACCGCCGAGCUGAGCCAUGAUGUGAAGAAGAUUGGCCACGAUGUGUCCGAGGUCAAGUCAUCUAUCAACACCAUGCAGGUCAGGCUAGACAGUCACCAACGGGCCGAGAUCUACGAGUGGCUUGAGCAAGUCAACCCUUCCAAGAACCACAACAACGCCGGCCGAGCGCACGAGGCUGAUACCGGGAAGUGGUUGACCCGCUCGGCCGAAUGGAAGGCCUUCAUCGACUUGUCACCCGCGCCCAAGGCCGGCUUUUUCUGGCUUCACGGCAUCCCCGGUGCUGGUAAGACCGUCAUGGCCUACACCAUGAUUCAACAGGUCCGCGCCCGCGCAAAGCUGGACAAGGCCGUGGGCUAUGCCUACUAUUACUGUUUCCACGGCCGAAAUAAGGAUGAAGCGGUGCCAUUCUUGACGUGGAUUAUCUGUCAGCUCUGCCGGGAGAAAGACUUCAUCCCCGUCACCCUCAACGAGUUGUUCCACGACGGCUGCGAGCCCAGCAUCCCGGACCUGCUUGACUGCCUCGAGGCCGUCCUGACCCAGUUCCAGGCCGCCUAUAUAGUGAUCGAUGCCAUUGACGAAAGCAGUCCCCGGAAGGACCUUCUCAGUAUCCUCUGCACCCUCGGGGGGGACCCACGCUUCGCCAAGAUUCGUCUCGCAGCCACCAGCCGCGAGUAUGAAGAUGUCGAGAGAGCCUUCAAGUCCCGGGCCACCUCUGUAUCCAUGAACAAUAAGGGUGUCGAGGAAGACAUCCAGAAAUUCGUCCACUCGGCGCUCAAAGAUCCCCAGUACGAUGGAUGGGGUCGUAAACUCCGAGAGAAGGUUGCCGCCAUGGUGCCGGUCAGGGCCCAGGGAAUGUUCCGGUUUGCGGCCUGCCAGCUCGAGUAUCUGGCCGAGUGUGGUAGCGCCAGCGACGUGGAAAGAGAACUUGUGAACCUGCCCCCCACCCUUAACGGCACAUACGAGCGUAUUCUCCGGAGGAUCGAACCCAGCCACCGCGCAUUUGCCAUCCGGGCCAUGGCUAUCAUCAUGGCUUCCAUGGAGCAGAUCGGCCCGAUAUAUGGCCCGACCCUCGUCACCACCGUCCUCGGCGGCCCCGGUAUCAAUUCCUUCUACAACAUCGACUUGAUGCGGCGCCACUGUGUCUGCCUCAUAAAGGUCCACCCGGACAGGACGGUUAACCUAGCCCACUACACGGUCCGCGAGUUCCUACAAUCCAGCUACGUCGCCAAGUCGCAUAGCCUGCGCGACUUCUCGCUCCCGGCUCGUAAGGUCAACCAGGUUUACUUCAACACCCUCAUGGCGGUAGCUACCCAGUUCUCGGGCCUUCCCAAUAUCCAAAACAUACCCGAGGACCCCAACGGAGAUCCCAUCGACUUUAGACUCUACGCCCUCCGCAGGACCCGGAUGGGCAUGUUCUGGAACCGAGGGGAGCUUGCCGCCCCUGCCGAGAAUAAAAAGUUGUUGAUGACGCUCCUCGACCCGUAUCAGCCUUGCUAUGCCGGCUUGCAAAUCUCGGGCUCCGACGGGCACUGGGACGGGUCCAACCCGGCCAUGUUUGAGUGGCUGCCCAAGUUCAACCCCGGGGCCGACGCCAUGGAAAGGGACGCCGCUUACCUGACCAUGCUAAUUGGCUUCAACCAACCUGACCUCGUAAAGGAAUUCCUCCGCGGCAAGUCGGAUCGGGACCAGCUCGCCUUGUUCAACACCAAGAUGAGCGUCACUUUCCCCGUCGAGUGGGAAACCUUCCGUAAGCACGGCACUUACGACCGCAAGCCGAAGCCUGUGACGGUGAUGGAGUUUUACAACGAGGGCCACGACCGUGGGUUCGAGACCGACGACGAGAUGAACAUCCUUCGCGGUGCCCUGGGCGCGUACCUACCGGCAGGCAAGGGCCCCGCCGCUGCUGCGAAGAAGUCUUCUACCACCACCGCCGGUCGGAAGUCCUCUCUCGGCAGCCAGACCUCGUCCCCGUCCGCAAACAAGCCCAGCAGCGGCCGCAGCACACCAACCGGCGGCGCCAGGAUAACCGUCACCCGCGACAACGGCCCCUCCUCAACCGGAGGGCCCUCCAGGCUCGGCGAGGCGAGGUCCCCAAACUCGAGCGCCCCAAAGUCGCCGAGAGCGGCCAAGCCGUCCAACACCACCACCACGGCCAGCAGCUCGCGGGACACGGCCGCCUCCCACACCACGGGCGCCACCCGGCUGGCCCCCCCUACCAGGUUAGCAGGCUCCAGCACCACCACCGGCAGCAGCAGCCAUCAGUCGUCUCAUACGUCGAGCACCUCAGCAAGCAGGAACUCUCAGCCGCCGCCGCCCACGGCUCCGCCUCUCGGCCGCAGUGGCAAGCAGACGUCCACCCAGAGGGCCAGCAUCUCCGGCCCCGCCGGAGGUGAUUGUUACUUGGAAUGGGUAUAUUGCUUUUGUUUGGACUUGUUUAUUCGGCGUUGAACUUUGUCCGUGGACGCCCCUAUUCCCCCGUGUUGAAAGUGAAAGUGGAUGCAGCCGUAGCAACGGCCAGCCACAAACUUGAAUGCUAAAGAAAGGAGAGUACAGUCACAGAGUCCGGAUUCGGGGAGACAUUUUCUCAUCGCGGCUGAGAGAUGCCCAGGACAAGGUAGGACCUUGGACCUCCACUGAUCACCAGCCACCACUCCCUCUUCACGGUUCAUCAUCCUCUCAUCCAACAACACCACCGCCCUUCCUAUCCUAACCCCAUACCCUAACUCAACCACCUUAACAUACAAUUGCCACUCGCUCCAACCAAAGCCCCCAAACUCUCCUCCAUGACAAUCCCGAGAAUCCCCCAACGGUGAUCAACACACCCUGCAGCCACUUGACGAACCCAUUCCUUUCCGGUGACGCAACACCCAAAAGGAUCACCCA